Cottoperca gobio is the source of this 6669-nucleotide messenger RNA. Its product is annotated as protein Aster-B-like. Gene Ontology annotation, molecular function: cholesterol binding; cholesterol transfer activity. The record is from RefSeq and is a predicted model, not a curated record. Bases 315 to 2540 code for a protein of 741 amino acids. Gene Ontology annotation, biological process: intracellular sterol transport. The transcript has 18 exons. NCBI's taxonomy places the organism in Eukaryota, Metazoa, Chordata, Actinopteri, Perciformes, Bovichtidae. Gene Ontology annotation, cellular component: endoplasmic reticulum-plasma membrane contact site; plasma membrane; endoplasmic reticulum membrane.
UUGGGGUUUGUGUGCGACAAGAAAAAUAGAUAGAAAAACAAAGUAUAGAAUAAGAUUGGAGUUGACCUUUUGCUAACCAACACUCACAUUACAUAGUUCAUGUACUUUAUACAUUUUUCUUUUUUCUUUCCUGUUUGUGAGUAUCAGAGGAGAACAUUAUCAACCCGUCCGUCAGACUUUAUUGCAUUGUUGCAACAGUUAAAGUAUUUAUUCUCAAGCCUGUUGCUGCUGUCCCACCAGGCAGAUCAUGAGUGUGUGACCGGAGUGUGUUUGUGUGAUGACCUGAAUCACUGCUUUUUACACCUGGAAACAAAAUGAAGGGAGGGAAAGCAGACACAGAUAAAACCAGUUGGCAGAAGGAUAAAAGCAUGAGACAAGACAAAAGACGGAUUAAUAGAAGAAAGGUGACACCAGUGCAGCAUCAGAGUUUAUCGGCCCUGGACUCAGAGGCUGAGACAAACUGGGAGAAUGACCUGGAUCAUGGAGCGGAGUGGGCGGCCCACUGGACCUCAGAGCAGCUCCCUGCUGUAUUGAGUCCCACCUACAAGCAGCGCAAUGAGGACUUCAGGAAGCUUUUCAAGCAGCUGCCUGACACUGAGCGCCUCAUUGUGGACUAUUCCUGUGCCCUGCAGCGGGACAUCCUCCUGCAGGGACGGCUCUACCUCUCAGAGAACUGGAUUUGUUUCUACAGCAACAUCUUCCGAUGGGAAACCCUGCUGAUGGUUCGAUUGAAGGACAUCUGCUUCAUGACGAAGGAGAAGACGGCCCGCCUCAUUCCCAACGCCAUCCAGCUUUGCACUGACAAUGAAAAGCACUUUUUCAGCUCAUUUGGGGCGAGGGACCGGACUUACAUGAUGAUGUUCAGACUGUGGCAGAACGCUCUCCUCGAGAAGCCUUUAUGUCCAAAAGAGCUGUGGCACUUUGUCCAUCAGUGUUAUGGUAAUGAACUUGGCCUGACCAGUGACGAUGAGGACUACGUCCCUCCUGAUGAGGACUUCAACACCAUGGGGUACUGUGAAGAGCUGCCGGUGGAGGAAAACAACGAGCCAAGCAACGACACUGGCAACACCCUGGGCAAGAACACUGAGGCCAAGCCCGAUGUCAGCCCUGGCCUGCCCCACAAAGCCUUCCCCGAGAACACUCUGCCGGAGCUGCCCUGCACUGACUCUUCAGUCCUCCAAUAUGACCUGGCCCUUGUGGAGGACGUAUCCAGCCGUCUCCCUGACACAGACCUGCUGACCCUCCCCAUGCCCGAGAACCUCGACAGCCAGCACAGCAGCCACGCCCCUUUACUGUCACUGGACCUCAAUGACAACGAGGACCUGCCCACUGAGAUCAGUGACUCAUCUGAGACGCAUGACGAAGGUGAGGUUCAGGCUUUCCACAAGGACCUGAGUGGCAGGCAAUACAUCAACGAAGUGUACAAGUUUGGUGUGGACAAGAUGUAUGACCUACUUUUCACUGAGUCUGAGUUCAUAAGGGACUUUCGGGAGCAGAGGAGAUUUUCAGAUGUGGUGUAUCACACAUGGAGGAAAGAGCAGGAUGGUAACCAGUCAAGAGAGAUCAUGUACACCAUCGCCCUGAAUAAUCCGCUUGCUCCCAAGACAGCUACAGUCACAGAGACACAGACUCUGUACAAGGCGAGCCAGGAGAAUGAGUGCUACAUUAUCGAUGCAGAGGUGAUCGCCCAUGAUGUACCCUACCACGACUACUUCUACACCUUCAAUCGCUACAUGCUCACUAGAGUAGCGAAGAACAUGUGUCGUCUUAGGGUGUCGACAGAGCUUCGUUACAGGAAGCAGCCAUGGGGGCUUGUGAAGGGCUUCAUUGAGAGGAACUUCUGGAGUGGCCUGGAUGAGUACUUCAGACACUUAGAGUUGGAGCUGAAUAAAUUGGAUGUUGUGUUGGUGGAGCCUCAUAGACAGUCGCACAAAACCAAGGCUCUAAGGACAUGCAGUAGCCACAGGAGGAAACGGAUGAUAGUCCAUCACCUUAGAACACCGUGUAACAUGGAUGAGGCCUUGAGCCCCGUCACCACUCCCGAGAAUGAGGAGGAUGAGGACAUCCACCACAUCAAACAUGUGGCAGGUCAGCGGAGCAGAGGUCACCAAAUGAUCUGUGGUUCCACGCAGACCAGACACAUACCUGACGGCCCAGGAGGCUUUGCACUCUACAACUUCUCCAAACUACUGCUUUUCAUCAGCCUUGUGAUCUGUAUAAGCCUGAUACUGCUGGUGAUUCUCAAUGUAAUGUUGUUCUACAAGCUGUGGAUGCUGGAGUGCACCACACAGAGGCUCGCUGCAUCGCAGGGAUUGAGACCACAAGAAAGCAGAACUCCUCAGACCCAGUUGAAAUGGGUGCAGCUCACGGACUCCCAGCAGCGUUACGAUGACAACGAUCUCCAGAAGUGGAAAGAGAUAAUCAAAUCAUCAGUGCUGCUACUUGAUAAGCUAAGAGACUCCCUUCUUAAUCUCCAUAAAAGCAUUGGCCUCAAGGACUACAACUCUGAGUCCGAAAAGAGGAGAAACCAGUAUCACUGAUCGAUAAUGUCAAGGCAAGCGGACAUGAUGUGCAAUAUUCAACCUACCUUUUCUGAGCCCAUGAAGAGAAUGUGGCCUUUAAAAGGCUCUUCUUGGAGUUCAGUCGGAGAGCUUUUCAAGGAAAGCCCCCCCUGACUGAAGUGACCUCAUCAGUCUGCAGUGGAUGAGAGGGCACUAACACACCACCAUUUGUCCUGCAGAGACACAAUCAUUGGCAGAACUUGUUUGUAGCUUCUCUUCUGUCUUGUUCAUCCACAUUCCUACACUCCACACAAUGCUGCAUCGAAAAGUUAUUUUUUCUCGUCACAUCUAGACAAAGAUCAGACUGACCAAAAGUAUGCAACUUCUUCUCGCUUCUGGUAUUUUGCCAACUGAAAAUCCAUAUUGGAAUUGUAUAUGCAUUCACUUUCAGAGGUGCAAAAAUGCAUACAAAUGUUCCUCCCCUUCAAGGAUCAUGAACUGCUGCUGUAUCCCUUUGUUUUUUACCUUUGAAGCUGAGAAACAUGAAGAGAGACUGCAACAUAUCCACAGCCGGCAGUAUUUCAACUUGCUUUUUCCGUUCAACAGAACUAUGAGAAAUCAAAAUGUAAUCGCAUAAAUGUGUAUAUGUGAUUGUGUGUGUGUGUGUGUGUGUGUGUGUGUGUGUGUGUGUGUGUGUGUGUGUGUGUGUGUGUGUGUGUGUGUGUGUGUGUGUGUGUGUGUGUGCGUGUGUGUGGUGUGAUUUUUAGCAGCCAGAGCUAUUUUUAGCAGGCAUAUGGGCAGAUCAGGGCUGGUUUCCUUGAGAGCUUAUGCCAUACUUUUGUGAUUUAAUUUAAUUUUGUAAGUUUAUGUUUUUUAUGGCAUAAAAUAUUCUGAACUGUGGCCGGAGCAUUGCUCUGCAGUUCUGAUUUAGUGACAUGUUAAUGUGGAGGAUUUUAUUUGCAAGCAGAGCGAAUGUAUGGAAAGAAAACAGGAAUUCUUAGUUGUAGGUGGCACAGCUCCUAGUUUCCUAAUGUGUUGCCAUGGGGAUACAGAAAUGUUUUUGUUCACAGCCAAUCAUUAUUGUCAUUCCAGUGUUUUAAUGAUUUACUCUAACACAUCCCACUGCUUCAUCACUGCCAAGUCUCACAUGUCAACAAGUGUAUCCUAUUUUAGAUGGUCAAUCUUAUUCAUGCCAUUUCUGUGUGUUGCAUCAGUUCAUGUGUGAUUGGCAUGUUGAAGGUGUAUUUCUCACUGUGGGUCUAACAGUGCAGCCAUGAAGUAGAAGCAAAUGUCAGAUGCAGUGAAAUAAAAUGUGUGCUACAUUUCCUGCACUGGUGCUGUAUGUUCUUCAGAUGUCAUUCAUAUAUGGUGUUUUAAUUUUACAAACAUUUCUCAGGGGCCGAGCUGAUAAUCUCACAGAACCACAGUUCAUUAGAGUACAGGCUACAGUACAGGCAGACUCGAAGACAAACAAGAAACUUAGAUCAAAGUAAACGAAAAGAGACUGACAGUGACUUCAUACUAACCUCACUGUGAAAUGAUGGUAACGCCUGAUGGUGAUAUCUGACCACAAACCUCCAGCUCCUUAAAACUGGAGUGUGGAAACUAUUACAUAUAAAUUAAUGUCUGUUGAAUUCAAGCGCUUGCCAAACGAGUUCACACAAUGCUGGUUAAGUAUAUUGGAGUUGUGGCGCUCCUGCGCUGGUGCACGUAUGCCUGCAGGUGAGCUAGCCGCGUCUCCCCAGCCCUCCAGGGCCGCUUUGUUCAAGUCCAAUGUUUUUAAACUCUUUUUGCUCAUCGUUAAGGUUGUACCGUCACAAGCUCCACCCACAUCAAUCCAGAUUUUAGUGGAAGUAACAGGCAUCUGUUUUCAACAGGGAAGCUCCGGACACUACCUGCAGAUAGAUUCAUUGUUUUAUAUGAGGGGAAACUCUCAUGUAGGUCCUCUCUAAGUCCUUGACUUCGGUUUCCUUUCGUUUUCAAGGAGCAUUUGGCAUUAUCUGUUGAGUUUUACCUUCCAGUGGUUUCUGCCUUUGAGAAAUGUUUGUCUGACGAAACAGCACAAUGUUUAUCCAGUCAGUGUUAAUACUAUGUUCGAGAAAAUCCAUCCAUGUCCCAGGAGGAAGACUUGGUUUCAGAAAUGUCAGUCACUGCCAGUGAAGCAGCGAUAAGAGUUUGUUGAUACUUUGAGUAUAUUCAUACAUCACACCUUUAACUGGACUGUGUGGGAACAGUGUGAUGUCUUACGUUUUGCCAUGUUUGCCUUUUUUUUUUUCAUGACACUUGUCCAUCCUGUGAAAAUAUUUUCUGACUCAUGGAUGAAUGCCAAACUCUUUAAAAGUGUGACACAUGUUGAAACUUUAAAGAAAUCAAAUGGACAGACCAGGAAGCAUUGUACCUAGAGCCUUGUGCAUGCCGCAAACGUCUUGCAGCGACAGAUCUAUUUGUGAGUUGAUACGUGCACUUACAGACUGAGUGUCUAAAAUACUGUGAAUUGAACAAAACCUGUAAGAGGGCUGAUUACUGGAAAACUCAACUGUCUAGGGCAAAGUGUACAAUAGUGUGUGUGCAGGAAUAAUGACAUGAUUAAGUGCAAUGCAAAUUCAAUUUGACUGAAGUGAUCAAUGGAGAGAAAAUAGUGUAUUAUUUACAUCUGUUUUAUAAGACUUACAAAUGUAAACACGGCUUUGUUAAGUGGAAAACAUGUACCAAUGUAUGUGAAUAUUGGUGCAUAACAAACUCAUUUUAUAUGUCUUUGCACUAACACAUUGGUUAGUCUUAAUCUUAAUUUGUGCAUUUGACGAUCUGUCGAUAGCAUGGAUGUUUUUUGAGAAUCUCAGUUGCACAGUAGCCUUGACAUUAAUUACUAUAAGUUCCCUUAUAAACCAAUGAUGUGAUUGGUAGAUAUACUGUAGCUGUAGAUUCUUUUCUCCCCUUCUCACAGAAAAAUACUGCAGUGCAAAAAAGAUCUGUGCGUGUGUGGGUUUGUGUAUACAGGGUGGGACUGACAGUAUUUUGCACAGAUAUUCAGAUACAUUGUGUGCAAAGUUUUCUUUCACAACAUUAUUUACGUUUGUGAAUUGUAUAUAACAUCUAUAAAUUACAUAUUUUCUCUCAAUUCUUUUUCACACUGCAAACUUAAAACUGAAAGGGUGCACUGCGACAUUGACGCUGAUAACCUUAUUUACUCAAAAGCCAUUUUUAAAUGCAAAUGUUGAGAUGAUUUGCUUUCAUCAUGACUGUCCUUGUUAAUGGAGUUUCUUGUACAAUACCACCAAAGUCAUGUGGCUCCUCCACUGUAUAUGAAAUGCAUGGCUAUCCUAUUAACGCUAACGAUAAGUGUCAUGUCGAACUUCAUGCAUCUACAAUAGAGGUUUCAUUGAACGCAUGAGUGUGAAACACUGCAGACGACCCAAAAGAAGAGACCCUGAAGUUCAGUUCAAUGCACUCAAGGUUUCGCGUCAGUCGGAGUGUCGCCCAUAUGUCAUAGUAUCAAGUCUGUUUUGUGGAUUCAAAUACAUCAAAUUAAGAUUAACCUGCUGACGUCAAAACGAAACUGCUGCUUAUAAAAGAAGAUGGUUUGAGUGAAACUGUAAUUGAUCAUCUAAAGGUUGCCGGCUGUAGAGGUUUUACUAAAAGGAGCAGUGUGGGAUCUGUUGGCAGCAUUGAAUAUAAUAUUCAUUAUAAUGUUUUCAUGAGUGUUUAAUUUCCUGAAACCAAGAAUUGUUGUUUUUUAUUAGUUUCCGUAAACUUGAGGGAGGGGUGAGUGUUGGGGAUUCAGUUGGUUGCAAUCUCGAACUUCACCACUAGAUGCCACUAAAUCCUACACAAUCCCCAAAAUGUGCACUCAGGUUCAUCUGUAGACUCAUAAUCACAAACCUGCAGUAUUUCUUUCAUCUUGCCUUCAUCCAGCUGACUUGGUGGUGUCGCGUUGUAUAUUCCUGUGUGUGCUUAAAAUACCUGACCUGUCUUUAGAAACCUAUAUGAAUCUAAACUAUUUAUACAGAUAUAAUAAUGUAAUGCAUAUUGUUGUGUAGAGUUAUAGUACAUAUUAUAAGGACUCAAACUACGCUGGCAGUGGAUUGAGGAAGAAAAAGUGCUUAUGAGAAAAAUAUAGUUCUAAGAGGCCUGUGAGUCGAGAUGGAGGAAUGAAUAAAAGUGCAAAACA